AUGUCAAACUUGGGACAAUUUGAUUCUGAUUUUUAUCAAUCUAAUUAUACCAUUGAUAAUCAAGAGCAGAAUUUUAAUGAUUCUAAUGCCUAUGGAAAUCUCUAUGGAUCUAGAACAGGACAAGUGGAUGAGCCGCCUCAGCCUGCCUCUGGUGUCCCCUCAGAGAUGCUCAUGUCACCAGCUUAUGCAGGACAGUUUUUUCAGCCAGCUCCCAGCCCGGAUUAUUAUUCACAAUCUUCUCCCAUGGACAGUUUUGAUGAAGAGCCUCCUCUGCUAGAAGAUAAGUUAAGGGAGUAACUCGGAAUCAAUUUUGAUCACAUAUGGCAAAAAACCUUGACGGUGUUAAACCCAAUGAAGCCAGCAGAUGGCAGCAUUAUGAACGAAACGGACCUGGCCGGACCCAUCCUUUUUUGCAUGGCCCUGGGAGCCACCUUGCUUCUGGCAGGAAAAGUUCAGUUCGGCUACGUGUAUGGCAUGAGUGCCCUUGGCUGUCUCGGGAUUUACACCUUACUGAACUUGAUGAGCUCUUCAGGGGUGUCCUGCGGCUGCGUGGCCAGUGUGCUGGGUUACGGCCUGCUACCCAUGGUCAUCCUGUCCAGCUGUGCCAUCUUUUUCUCUCUGCAGGGCCCCUUUGGAACCCUGUCGGCACUGGCCAUCGUUGCCUGGUGCAGCCUCUCGGCUUCCAAGAUCUUCACUUCGGCCCUGGACAUGGAAGGGCAGCAGCUUCUCAUCGCCUACCCGUGUGCCUUACUUUACGGACUUUUUGCCCUCCUAACAGUUUUCUGA
Otolemur garnettii (small-eared galago) is the source of this 786-nucleotide messenger RNA. RefSeq names its product Yip1 domain family member 7 (gene YIPF7). Gene Ontology annotation, cellular component: trans-Golgi network; membrane. Gene Ontology annotation, biological process: vesicle fusion with Golgi apparatus; endoplasmic reticulum to Golgi vesicle-mediated transport. The record is from RefSeq and is a predicted model, not a curated record. Lineage: Eukaryota; Metazoa; Chordata; Mammalia; Primates; Galagidae. The transcript has 5 exons.